GGGGUCGCUUCCAAGUGGACAUGGUACCCGGCGACCACGACGUGGACGCCUCGAAGCAGGCACGCAACAAACAGAUCAUUGAUAAGCACAUGGGCUACAUGGCUGUUUCGAGGGCCCCUGUACUGUCCCCCAUUGAGGAAGGCGGCACCGUCAGGAGCGUCAAGGAAAUUCUGACUUCAUCCAGAGCUUCGUCAGUGUCGUCCUUAAAUGGAGAAGUCAAUCAUAAUGGGGAAUCGGAAAUACCGCCAACCAUCGUUGAGGAAGACGGAAAUCCUGAUGACGCUUUUCCGCUUCCGAUAAAAACGGAAAUGACUAGCCUCUUGACAUGCGUAUGCGCAUGCGCAGACCACAGUAAACCACAUGAUUCUGUUACAGUAGAAAUGGACAAUGAAGGCACGUUCCAAGGUCGUCUUCUUGUAGACAGAUCAGAACGUCCGAGCAUACCCGAAUCACGGUCGACCAGUUCUGAAAGAAUGAUACAACGCCCGGUCACACCGCCAAAACUUUGCUUGAGCGUUCCUGGAGCGGUGAAAAACAAUCAUCACCGCUCGCUACCGUUCACGACCGUUAAACAGAAGUUGGCCCCCGUUAAGGCAACGCCGUAUUCGCUCGGUCACCGCUGA
Molecule: messenger RNA, 623 nt
Organism: Dreissena polymorpha
Lineage: Eukaryota; Metazoa; Mollusca; Bivalvia; Myida; Dreissenidae
Exons: 4
Coding region: 21-623 (200 amino acids)
Source: RefSeq, a predicted model, not a curated record